Oppiella nova is the source of this 222-nucleotide messenger RNA. Lineage: Eukaryota; Metazoa; Arthropoda; Arachnida; Sarcoptiformes; Oppiidae. The record is from the annotation of a GenBank genome assembly.
AUGGACGAGAUAAUCCUUGUAUACAGCGAGCCGUGUAUAACAUCAAACACUGUGAGAAUACCCUCAUCGAUGCCCAGAGGGAUGCCCGGAAAGGUAGCCCCAGUACUGAUGUUCAUUUGGGUUCAUGUUGAUAGAUACAGAGAUCAGAGAUACUAUGAUAGGUAUGGGGGACAGGACUACUACAACGAUAUUAAUAAUAGAUACCGGUACAAAUAUGAUGAG